GCGGGGCCUGCCCAUUUUCCUCCUCGCAGCAGUCAGUUGGGAGCUGGAGUGAGGGAGAGGGAGACGCCGGCAGCGAGCUCUGGGAGAGGAGUCGUGCGCCCUCCGCUUAAGGCGCCUUUCCUGGGUCCGAGUACUGACGGGGUCGCUGGGAGCAUCUAGGUGCCACCCGGACCGCUAGGGCGCAUCGCUCGAUCUCCCCCGGCUCUUUGGUGACUCGGCGGGGAUAGCACCUGGGGACGGCCCCAGACUGUGAUGGUCAGCGGUUGCAGCCGUCUGGCACGCGAGCGGGACACUGUAAGGGCACCAUGGCGCUGACGCCCCAGCGUGGGUCCUCCUCGGGGUUGAGCCGACCGGAGCUAUGGUUGCUGCUGUGGGCAGCCGCGUGGCGCCUGGGGGCCACAGCGUGCCCCGCCCUCUGCACCUGUACCGGCACCACCGUGGACUGCCAUGGCACGGGGUUACAAGCCAUCCCCAAGAACAUCCCAAGGAACACAGAGCGCUUGGAGCUCAACGGCAACAAUAUCACUCGGAUCCACAAGAAUGACUUUGCUGGGCUCAAGCAGCUUCGAGUGCUGCAGCUGAUGGAGAACCAGAUCGGCGCUGUGGAACGCGGAGCUUUUGAUGACAUGAAGGAGUUGGAGCGCCUACGACUGAACCGAAACCAGCUGCACGUGUUGCCUGAACUACUGUUCCAGAACAACCAAGCUCUAUCCCGACUGGACCUGAGUGAGAAUGCCCUCCAGGCUGUGCCCAGGAAGGCUUUCCGGGGAGCCACCGACCUCAAAAAUCUACAGCUGGAUAAGAACCAGAUCAGCUGCAUCGAGGAAGGGGCCUUCCGUGCCCUGCGGGGACUAGAGGUUCUGACCCUGAACAACAACAACAUCACCACCAUCCCGGUGUCCAGUUUCAACCACAUGCCCAAGCUGCGGACCUUCCGCCUGCACUCCAACCACCUGUUCUGUGACUGUCACCUGGCCUGGCUCUCGCAGUGGCUGAGGCAGAGGCCCACCAUCGGGCUCUUCACCCAGUGCUCCGGGCCUGCCAGCCUCCGGGGCCUCAACGUGGCAGAGGUGCAAAAGAGCGAGUUCGGCUGCUCAGGCCAGGGGGAGUCCACACGAGUGCCCACCUGCGCCCUCUCUUCCGGCUCCUGCCCAGCCAUGUGCACCUGCAGCAGUGGCAUCGUGGACUGCCGUGGCAAAGGACUCACUGCCAUUCCUGCUAACCUGCCUGAGACCAUGACGGAGAUCCGCCUGGAGUUGAAUGGUAUCAAAUCCAUACCACCAGGAGCCUUCUCUCCCUACAGAAAGCUGCGAAGGAUAGACCUGAGCAACAACCAGAUUGCUGAGAUUGCCCCCGAUGCCUUCCAGGGCCUCCGCUCCUUGAACUCCCUGGUCCUCUAUGGCAACAAGAUCACGGACCUGCCACGCGGUGUGUUUGGAGGCCUGUACACACUCCAGCUGCUGCUUUUGAAUGCCAACAAGAUCAACUGCAUCCGACCCGACGCCUUCCAGGACCUGCAGAACCUCUCUCUGCUCUCCCUGUAUGACAACAAGAUACAGAGUCUCGCCAAGGGCACCUUCACCUCGCUGCGGGCCAUCCAGACCCUGCACCUGGCCCAGAACCCUUUCAUCUGUGACUGUAACCUCAAGUGGCUGGCAGACUUCUUACGUACCAACCCCAUUGAGACUAGCGGAGCCCGCUGUGCCAGCCCCCGGCGCCUCGCCAACAAGCGCAUCGGGCAGAUCAAAAGCAAGAAGUUCCGUUGCUCAGCCAAAGAGCAGUACUUCAUUCCAGGGACGGAGGAUUACCACCUGAACAGCGAGUGCACCAGUGAUGUGGCCUGUCCCCACAAGUGCCGUUGUGAGGCCGGGGUGGUGGAGUGCUCCAGCCUGAAGCUCUCCAAGAUCCCUGAACGCAUCCCCCAGUCCACGGCUGAGCUACGGUUGAACAACAAUGAGAUUUCUAUCCUAGAGGCCACCGGGCUGUUUAAGAAACUCUCACACCUGAAAAAAAUUAACCUGAGCAACAACAAGGUGUCAGAGAUUGAAGACGGGACCUUCGAGGGUGCCGCCUCCGUCAGUGAGCUGCACCUGACUGCCAACCAGCUGGAGUCCAUCAGGAGCGGCAUGUUCCGUGGCCUAGAUGGCUUGAGGACCCUGAUGCUAAGGAACAACCGCAUCAGUUGCAUCCACAACGACAGCUUCACAGGGCUGCGCAACGUGCGGCUCCUGUCACUUUACGACAACCACAUCACCACCAUCUCCCCCGGAGCCUUCGACACCCUUCAGGCCCUUUCCACACUAAACCUCCUGGCCAACCCAUUCAACUGCAACUGCCAGCUAGCCUGGCUGGGAGACUGGCUCCGGAAGAGGAAGAUUGUGACAGGGAACCCACGCUGCCAGAACCCAGACUUCCUACGGCAGAUUCCCCUGCAGGAUGUGGCCUUCCCUGACUUCAGAUGUGAGGAAGGCCAGGAGGAGGUGGGAUGCCUGCCCCGCCCACAGUGCCCCCCGGAGUGCGCAUGCCUGGACACCGUGGUCAGGUGCAGCAACAAGCACCUUCAGGCUCUGCCCAAGGGCAUCCCCAAGAACGUCACAGAACUCUAUUUGGAUGGGAACCAGUUCGCGCUGGUUCCGGGACAGCUGUCUACCUUCAAGUAUCUGCAGCUUGUGGACCUGAGCAACAACAAGAUCAGUUCCUUAAGUAAUUCUUCCUUCACCAACAUGAGCCAGCUGACCACACUGAUCCUCAGCUACAAUGCCCUCCAGUGCAUCCCUCCUCUGGCCUUCCAGGGCCUCCGUUCCCUGCGCCUGCUGUCUUUGCAUGGCAAUGAUGUCUCCACCCUUCAAGAGGGCAUCUUUGCAGACGUAACAUCCCUGUCUCACCUAGCCAUUGGUGCCAACCCCCUGUAUUGUGACUGCCGCCUCCGAUGGCUGUCCAGCUGGGUGAAGACUGGCUACAAGGAGCCUGGCAUUGCCCGCUGUGCCGGACCCCCUGACAUGGAGGGCAAACUUCUGCUUACCACACCUGCCAAGAAGUUCGAAUGCCAAGGUCCUCCCAGCCUGGCAGUCCAGGCCAAGUGUGAUCCCUGCUUGUCCAGCCCAUGCCAGAACCAGGGCACCUGCCACAAUGACCCUCUUGAGGUGUACAGGUGUACCUGUCCCAGUGGCUACAAGGGCCGAGACUGUGAGGUGUCCCUGGACAGCUGUUCCAGCAACCCAUGUGGAAAUGGGGGAACCUGCCAAACCCAGGAGGGCGAGGAUGCUGGCUUCACGUGCUCCUGUCCCUCCGGCUUUGAAGGGCCAACCUGUGGGGUGAACACAGACGACUGUGUGAAGCAUGCCUGUGUCAACGGGGGUGUCUGUGUGGACGGUGUGGGCAAUUACACCUGCCAGUGCCCCCUGCAGUACACAGGAAGGACCUGUGAGCAGCUGGUGGAUUUCUGCUCCUCGGAUCUGAACCCAUGUCAGCAUGAGGCCCAGUGUGUGGGCACCCCGGAUGGGCCCAGGUGUGAGUGUGUGCCAGGUUUCACGGGUGACAACUGCAGCGAAAAUCAAGACGACUGCAGGGACCACCGCUGUCAGAACGGCGCCCAGUGUGUGGAUGACGUCAACAGCUACGCCUGCCUCUGUGCUGGGGGCUACAGUGGACAGCUCUGUGAGAUUCCACCUGCCCCCAGGAGCCCCUGUGAAGGGACUGAGUGCCAGAAUGGGGCCAACUGUGUAGACCAGGGCAGCCGACCUGUAUGCCAGUGCCUGCCAGGCUUCGGUGGCCCCGAAUGUGAGAAAUUGCUCAGUGUCAACUUUGUGGACCGAGACACUUACCUGCAGUUCACUGACCUACAGAACUGGCCUCGAGCCAAUAUCACUCUUCAGGUAUCUACAGCAGAGGACAAUGGGAUCCUCCUGUACAAUGGGGAUAAUGACCACAUCGCAGUUGAGCUGUACCAAGGCCAUGUCCGUGUUAGCUAUGACCCAGGCAGCUACCCCAGCUCUGCUAUCUACAGCGCUGAGACAAUCAACGACGGGCAGUUCCACACUGUUGAGCUGGUUACCUUCGACCAAAUGGUGAACCUCUCCAUCGAUGGCGGCAGCCCCAUGACCAUGGACAACUUCGGCAAGCACUACACGCUCAACAGCGAGGCCCCCCUCUAUGUGGGAGGGAUGCCUGUGGAUGUGAACUCAGCUGCCUUCCGCCUCUGGCAGAUCCUCAAUGGCACCAGCUUCCACGGUUGCAUCCGGAAUCUGUACAUCAAUAACGAAUUGCAGGACUUCACCAAGACACAGAUGAAGCCAGGCGUGGUGCCUGGCUGUGAGCCCUGCCGAAAGCUCUACUGCCUGCAUGGCAUCUGCCAGCCCAAUGCCACCCCAGGGCCUGUGUGCCACUGUGAGGCUGGCUGGGGGGGCCUGCACUGUGACCAGCCAGUGGAUGGCCCCUGCCAUGGCCACAAGUGUGUCCAUGGGAAAUGUGUGCCCCUUGAUGCCCUUGCCUACAGCUGCCAGUGCCAGGAUGGGUACUCAGGGGCUCUGUGCAACCAGGUCGGGGCUGUGGCAGAGCCCUGUGGGGGCUUACAGUGCCUGCAUGGCCACUGCCAGGCCUCGGCCACCAAAGGGGCACACUGUGUGUGCAACCCGGGCUUUUCAGGCGAGCUGUGUGAGCAAGAGUCCGAGUGCCGGGGGGACCCUGUCCGGGACUUUCACCGGGUCCAGAGGGGCUAUGCCAUCUGCCAGACCACGCGCUCGCUGUCGUGGGUGGAAUGCCGGGGCACGUGCCCAGGCCAGGGCUGCUGCCAGGGCCUACGGCUGAAGCGGAGGAAGCUCAGCUUCGAGUGCAGCGACGGGUCUUCGUUUGCUGAGGAGGUGGAGAAGCCCACCAAGUGCGGCUGUGCCCAGUGUGCAUAAUGUUCAGGUGGCGUACUAGCAGCUGGGCUGAGGUGCGGGCAUCACCAGGAUGGCGCCUGGGUCCUGGUGAGCGCCGGGACACUGAAGCUGCCUUUCCAGCAGACUGCACUGCCGGGGCAGAGGAGCAAGCAAGGCCUGAACCGCCGCGCCCUCUCCCAAAGUGCCUUGCACAGAUAGGCGCUUAAUAAAUAUUUGUUGAAUGAAUGUGUGUGUGAGGUCAGGCCACCGAGCGAGGCAGAAUGCUGGCACUCCUCUCCUCGCUACCUGGGACUGGAAAAGGGGGACUUAACCCUGCUCCACUUGCUUCUCCCUUGGUCUGUGACCCCGGCUGGACUGAAACAGCGUUAAUGGCCCAGUUGUUCUGGCCCCUCUGAGGACAGCCACCUCCCGGGUUCUGGCCUGCCUUCUGCAGCCACAUCCACUGGCAGGGCAGCAGGUCACUCUCCAGAAGCAGGCCUCCUGGCAUGGGGAAGGAACUGAGUCAUGUGGCUCACUGCCUCCACAUCUUGGGAAAGAGGUCGGGUUGGGGUGGGGUUGGAGGAGGUCCAGGCCUCUGAAUCCAUGAAGUGACCAUGAUAACUUCUAUGAGGGGUUCUUAGCUUGGGAUGACAGAGGUCAAGGGGUUCUUGUCUCUAGCCGAACAGCAUCGCUGGCUACAAAAGAGGCAUGGGCCCUAGCCAAAGGCUGUUGGUGCCUCUGGCAGGGGAGGGCUAGGGUGUGAGGAGCAGCUGGGUGAGGCCAGGGACUCCUCAGCUGGAGGCCUGGCUUGGAGCUUUGUACCGAGGCCAUAUGACCUUGUGGCUCUGGGCAGACUCCUGCCCAUUCCCGGCCCUAGGUCUUCAGCUGUGAAGCAGGGAGGUUGAUGGGAACCAUGUAGACACUGCCUCUCUGGUCUCAGGAGGGAGGCCUGAGGAGUUAGAAGAUUCAUUCGCAUUAACUUCAAUUAGCAGGUAUUCAUGUACCUAACCCGGUGUGAGUUCCAUGGGGGUGCAACCUUGUGAACUAAUUCCUAAGCACCACGGAGUGCCCCAAAUGGCCAGGCUGCAGCUCCUCACUCCAAGGGUCUGCAGUGACGGCUGCUUGAAGCCACAGAUACAUGGCGGGCUGACACAAACACUUCUCUUCCAAGCAGAGUGAAAGGUAGAAAGAUGAGGUUUGAUCCUAAUGGGGCUGCUGAAGGGAGAGUGUUAUACUUCCUCACUUCUCCCUGAGGCGGUGUAGCCCGGGUCUGUGUGGUGGGGUGGGGCGGGGUGUCUUUGUGGGUCAGAGGUGUGAGCAUGUCCCUCUAUUGGCUGCUUCCAUUUGGAAGUGUAGAUACAGAGCAUGGAAUGGUCUUAUACCCGUGUCCCCGCCCACGUGGGCACCAAGAGGAGCAUUCAGCGCUGGUGAGGACACUAGCCUCCCGUGACUUUAGAACUUGGCUCUCAGGCUAGCGAGACUCUGGGGUGGAAAGAGAGCCCUGCCCUGACCGACUGGUCCGUGUCCUCAUGACUGGGUACACCUUUUGCUGGCGGUGGGGGAGGCACAGUUUCUAGGCCCCGAGCAUAGAUCGGCAACUCCCCAAGAGGGCAGAGGCUCAGGCCUCUGAGGGGCUUUCCCCAACUCUGCCCAGUGUCUUUCUCUUACUACAACUUUCCAGGCCACUGUGGGACCCUGGCAAGCAGCUACACCAGGUUCCACAGAGAAGAAAAGCUUAAGCAUGUAGCAUCAUGUUCCCUUCUAGAAAUAGGUGUUCAGGCCUCCUCAGCCCUAUGGAGGUUACCAUCCCCAGCCCAUCACUGGAAAGGCCGAUUCCCGGGCUUGAGAGGCAUGGGCUGGCAGGUUUGCUCACACUGCUGGAGGUGAGGCCCCGCCGUCAAGUGAUGCCACCUUUCUCCAAGGUCUGGGGUGGAGAGUGAGAGUUGCUGCUAUGGUUUGCAGAGAUCCUUGUGAACAUGAAAGGCCCUUCCACCUCCCACCUCUGCCCCCCUCCAGUUUUCUGUUCAAUCUGAGGAUCAAGACUCAUUGCAAAGUGAGGGCACCCAUGGCGAGGGAGCCACGAGCCCCGGCUCAUCUUUACCUGUGAUUCCGUCGCUUCCUUGCAAGCCGGUGACUACGAGGCCUGCCCUUUGAGAAUCAUCUCCACACUGUGCUCCCCUUUGGUAAAGACCUUCAGUUUGCUUUGUGGUCACCACUGGCUGUUUCCAUUAGACAUGCACAGAAGAGACCCAGCAGGGCAAGUCCUCCAGGAGCUGGCACUGCUCACGGCCCAGUGACAUCGUUAAGAAAUGGAAAAGAUCGGCUUUGUUCCCUCUUUGUCUGCUGUUAGCCUAACCAUGAAAGUAUCUCUUUAUACAGAAUACUUACAGAUUCUAAUAUAUAUUUGUAUUUCAUUUUGUUAUAGUAUUUUUAUAUGUUAAAGUCAACCUCCAGUAUCUUUUGAUUUUCAGAUGCUAUGUAGCUGUGACUUUUUGUUUGGGGGUUUCCUGUAGUCUUGUUUGGGUCAAUUCCUAAAACUGGCUUAAAACAGUCCCUGAGGGAGCCACACGUGUCCUUUCCCCAGAAGUAUUGUUUUAGACUAUGUCAGUAUUGUCCCUUGUCUUCCAUGUGAACAUGACAUUGAUUCACUUCCUGA
Messenger RNA from Mesocricetus auratus (golden hamster), 7515 nucleotides. RefSeq names its product slit guidance ligand 1 (gene Slit1). The record is from RefSeq and is a predicted model, not a curated record. Gene Ontology annotation, biological process: axon guidance; negative chemotaxis. Gene Ontology annotation, molecular function: calcium ion binding; Roundabout binding; heparin binding. Lineage: Eukaryota; Metazoa; Chordata; Mammalia; Rodentia; Cricetidae.